GACACCAUGCGGCCCCCGAGUCCCAGGCCAGCUCCUGUCCUCCUAGGCCCGAUGCUUCUGCUGCUUCUCCUGCUGCUGCCGGCGCCUGCCACCUCCACCCUGCUCAUCACACCCCCAGGGCCGGAGCUCGUCCUCAACUUCUCCAGCACCCUGGUCCUGACCUGCGUGGGGUCGGCCCCCGUGGUGUGGGAACGGAUGUCCCAAGUGCCGCAGCAGGAAACGGCCCAGACCCAGAACGCCACCUUCUCCAGCCGGCUGACGCUGGCCAACGUCACCGGGCUGGACACGGGAGAAUACUUCUGCGUCUCCAAAGGCUCCGGGGGACCAGAGUCGGGGGAGCGCACGCGGCUCUAUGUCUUCGUGCCAGAUCCCACCGUGGGCUUCCUCCCCGCCACCGCCGAGGAGCUCUUCAUCUUCCUCACGGAAGUAACAGAGAAUACCACCAUUCCGUGCCGGGUGACGGACCCCACGCUGGUAGUGACGCUGCACGAGAAGAAAGUGGACGUGCCGCUGCCUGUCCCUUAUGAUCACCAACGCGGCUUCACCGGCAGCUUUGAGGACAAGAGCUACAUUUGCAAGACCACCAUCGGCGACAAGGAGGUGGACUCGGAGCCAUACUAUGUCUACAGCCUCCAGGUGUCAUCCAUCAACGUGUCCGUGAAUGCAGUGCAGACCGUGGUCCGCCAGGGCGAGAACAUCACCAUCAUGUGCAUUGUGACGGGGAAUGAGGUGGUCAACUUUGAGUGGACAUAUCCCCGUCUGGAGAGUGGACGGGUGGUGGAGCCCGUGACCGACUUCCUCUUCAACACACCCUCCCACAUCCGCUCCAUCCUCAACAUCCCCAACGCUGAGCUGGGAGACUCGGGGACCUACAUCUGCAACGUGUCUGAGAGUGUGAACGACCACCGCGAUGAAAAGGACGUCAACAUCACCGUGGUGGAGAGCGGCUACGUGCGGCUGCUGCAGGAGCUGGACACUGUCCAAUUCGCCGAGCUGCAUCGCAGCCGCAGCCUACAGGUGGUGUUUGAGUCCUACCCACCGCCCACCGUCGUGUGGUUCAAGGACAACCGCACCCUGGGAGACUCCAGCGCCGGCGAGAUCGUGCUGUCCACACGCAAUGUAUCUGAGACCCGGUAUGUAUCAGAACUGACCUUGGUGCGGGUGAAGGUGGCCGAGGCUGGUCGCUACACCAUGCGGGCCUUCCACGAGGACGCAGAGGCCCAGCUGUCUUUUCUGCUGCAGGUGAACGUGCCCGUGCGAGUGCUGGAGCUGAGUGAGAGUCACCCAGCCAGCGGGGAGCAGACGGUGCGCUGUCGAGGCCGGGGCAUGCCCCAGCCGCACCUGACCUGGUCUACCUGCAGCGACCUCAAGAGGUGUCCGCGCGAGCUGCCGCCCACGCUGCUGGCCAACCUUUCUGAGGCCGAGAGCCAGCUGGAGACGAAUGUGACGUACCAGGCGGAGGAGAAGGAGUUCGAGGUUGUGAGCACCCUGCGCCUGGCCCGCGUGGACCGGCCGCUGGCCGUGCGCUGCACGCUGCGCAAUCUGCUGGGCCAGGACAUGCAGGAGGUCACGGUGGUGCCACAUGCUCUGCCCUUCAAGGUGGUUGUGAUCUCAGCCAUCCUGGCCUUGGUGGUCCUCACGGUCGUCUCCCUCAUCAUCCUCAUCAUGCUCUGGCAGAAGAAGCCGCGCUACGAGAUCCGCUGGAAGGUGAUUGAGUCCGUGAGCUCCGACGGCCAUGAGUACAUCUACGUGGACCCCAUGCAGCUGCCUUACGACUCAACCUGGGAGCUGCCAAGGGACCAGCUUGUGCUGGGACGCACCCUGGGCUCUGGCGCCUUCGGGCAGGUGGUGGAGGCCACAGCUCACGGCCUGAGUCACUCGCAGGCCACCAUGAAAGUGGCCGUCAAGAUGCUGAAAUCCACCGCGCGCAGCAGCGAGAAGCAGGCACUUAUGUCAGAGCUGAAGAUCAUGAGUCACCUGGGGCCGCACCUGAACGUGGUCAACCUGCUGGGAGCCUGCACCAAAGGAGGGCCCAUCUACAUCAUCACCGAGUACUGCCGCUACGGGGACCUGGUGGAUUACCUGCACCGUAACAAGCACACCUUCCUGCAGCUCCGCUCUGACAAGCGGCCCUCGCUCAGCAGCCAGCUCUACACCAAUGCCCUGCCCAGCCCCGUGUCCCUGCCUGGGGAGAGUGAUGGGGGCUACAUGGACAUGAGCAAGGACGAGUCGGUGGACUACGUGCCCAUGCUGGACAUGAAAGGGGACGUCAGAUAUGCCGACAUCGAGUCCUCCCCCUACCUGGCGCCUUACGACAACUACGUCCCCUCCGCUCCCGAGAGGACCUACCGGGCCACCUUGAUCAACGACUCCCCCAUGCUCAGCUACACAGACCUCGUGGGCUUCAGCUACCAGGUGGCCAAUGGCAUGGAGUUCCUGGCCUCCAAGAACUGUGUCCACCGAGAUCUGGCAGCGAGGAACGUGCUCAUCUGCGAGGGCAAGCUGGUGAAGAUCUGUGACUUCGGCCUGGCCCGAGACAUCAUGCGAGACUCCAACUACAUCUCCAAAGGCAGCACCUUCCUGCCUCUCAAGUGGAUGGCGCCCGAGAGCAUCUUCAACAGCCUCUACACCACCCUGAGUGACGUGUGGUCCUUUGGGAUUCUGCUCUGGGAGAUCUUCACGCUGGGUGGCACACCUUACCCGGAGUUGCCAAUGAACGAGCAGUUCUACAAUGCCAUCAAGCGGGGCUACCGCAUGGCCCAGCCUGCGCACGCCUCCGAUGAGAUCUAUGAGAUCAUGCAGAAGUGCUGGGAAGAGAAGUUUGAGAUCCGGCCCCCCUUCUCACAGCUGGUGCUCCUGCUUGAGCGGCUCCUGGGCGAGGGCUAUAAGAAGAAGUACCAGCAGGUGGAUGAGGAGUUCCUGAGAAGCGACCACCCAGCUGUCCUUCGCUCCCAAGCCCGCCUGCCCGGCUUCCACGGCUCCCGCUCCCCCCUGGGCACCAGCUCUGUGCUUUACACGGCCGUGCAGCCCAACACAGGCGACAGCGACUACAUCAUCCCGCUGCCCGACCCCAAGCCUGAGGUCGCUGAAGAGGGGCCCCUGGAGGGCUCCCCCAGCCUUGCCAGCUCCACCCUGAACGAAGUGAAUACGUCCUCGACCAUUUCCUGUGAUAGCCCCCUGGAGCCCCAGGAGGAGCCGGAAGCAGACCCCCAGCCUCAAGGAGAGCCCCAGGCCCAGCCGGAGCGGCAGCCGGAGGCCAGCUGUCCCGCUUGGCAGGCCGAGGGGGAGGACAGCUUCCUGUAGGGGCUGGCCCCUCCCCUCCCUCCAGCAGCUCCCCUCUACCUCCCAGCACCUCCUGGCCCGGCCUGGCUGGCACCCACCAGCUCUCCCCGUCCUGGGAAGUCCCAGUCGUGUCACUCCCCAAUUCCUGGGGUGGACUUUGGCGGUAAUAGAACCGCCGGGGCCAUCAGCAGCCUUCUGCCUCUGGAGAGACUUCGUGACUCCGAGCCAGGGUUCUCCUGGGACUCAGUUUGCCCAUCUGUAAGAUGGGGACGUUGGGAUUCUCUGCCUCAUUGAUGGAUUUGAGUCCUGGGAAGAUGCGGGACGGAGGUUGGGGAGUUGGGAUGGAGCCCUCUUCUGUUCAGCUGGCUACUCCUCAGAGGACUGCAGCUCUUCCUCGCACUUUCAGCUUCCUGGGAGCUGGAAAGGCUCUUAGCCACAGUUGGCCGUGGAGCCGGGGCCCGACAGUGUCUUCUUUCCCAGCAGUCGCGCCCCCUGGAUUCCUGUCUCCGCUUUCUCAGCCCAGGCUGGUCUGGGACCUCCCUGCUGACCUCCGCAGGCAACUGAACAAGCAUACAGCUCCAGCUUCCAGCCACGGGCCACAGGUGCUUGGGCUGGGCCUUGCCUGAUAAGUGCCUGCGACCAUACCUGCAGUGCGAGGCCACUUUCCUCAUCACUGCGAGUCUCACACCCCUGCCAGGAGUGCCAGGAUUUGCUGACACACUUUCACGAAGUGUCCACUGGGGUGGGCGAUGCGUGCCACGGCGCCCCCGAGAGGCUCACCUCAGCGGUGCCAGAACCUCACGCCUACUCUGGACCCAUCUUGUUGAAAAACAAGUGGUCUGAACUUCACUGACUGCCAGUGCCCUGUCAGCACUAACGUUCCAGAAUUUUCCAGACGAUGUACAUUUGCUUACAUGACCAAACACUCCAAACCCCGUUCAGGGUGGGGUGUGUGUGAGUGUGUAUGUGUGUUUGUGUGUGUAUGGUGUGUGUCAGUGGGCAUCUGGAAAGACGCCAGGCCACGAGGCACACCCCGGCCCUUCGGGAACUGCACCACUUCCCCAGCCACUGCAUGAGUCCCGGCGCACCAGGCUCUGAUGUGAAGUCACAACCCACGUCCUAGAAAGCCCCCACAGCUGCCCCUGGGUCUCAGAGACACAGACCCCUCGUCACCCACAGUGACCUUUCGCUUUCCUGGGCCGAGGAAGUGGCCUGUUCUGAGUGGAUAGCUGCUCGCAGCCCAGCUGGUCCCGCUGGCCAUCGGAUCUGUGCCACAGACCCCUCAGGUAGUGGGGGUCCCCCUAAAGGACGUGAAACCAUGGAUGGGCAGCCAGAGAACAGACGUGGACUCUGGAGGUAGACUUCCAGGGCCCCUUCCUCACUGGCCAGGCCUGCUCACCUCACUGUCUCAGCUGGCGGCAGCCCAGUCCAGUGGACAAAGGAGAUGCCAGGCCAGGGACGGUGGCCCCAACCCUGGCGGGACACUGUGCUGGGGGCCACCAGCCUGACUGGGGCUCGCACCGGAGGGCAGGGGGCUCACUGAGGUACCAAAGAUGUAAUCUAGAUUUCCCAGCAUUUUAGGGCCAUAUUAACUCGACUGUAUACAACCUUCAUACUGUUUUAUGUGCUGUCAUAGUUCCUGUAUGUAUACUUUUCUAAGGGAGAAAGAUUUUAAUAUUAAACAUGGUGCUUACCAUU
Messenger RNA from Sorex fumeus (smoky shrew), 4980 nucleotides. It is a transcript of the gene PDGFRB, whose product is annotated as platelet derived growth factor receptor beta. The record is from RefSeq and is a predicted model, not a curated record. Gene Ontology annotation, biological process: positive regulation of smooth muscle cell migration; platelet-derived growth factor receptor signaling pathway; multicellular organism development. Gene Ontology annotation, molecular function: platelet-derived growth factor binding; platelet-derived growth factor beta-receptor activity; ATP binding. The transcript has 22 exons. The coding region runs from base 7 to 3303 and encodes 1098 amino acids. Gene Ontology annotation, cellular component: signaling receptor complex. Lineage: Eukaryota; Metazoa; Chordata; Mammalia; Eulipotyphla; Soricidae.